This is a messenger RNA of Podarcis raffonei (Aeolian wall lizard), 532 nucleotides long. It is a transcript of the gene TOMM7, whose product is annotated as translocase of outer mitochondrial membrane 7. The record is from RefSeq and is a predicted model, not a curated record. Gene Ontology annotation, biological process: protein import into mitochondrial matrix. Gene Ontology annotation, cellular component: mitochondrial outer membrane translocase complex. Bases 45 to 308 code for a protein of 87 amino acids. The transcript is spliced from 3 exons. Lineage: Eukaryota; Metazoa; Chordata; Lepidosauria; Squamata; Lacertidae.
GCCCUACAACAUAACCUCGCCGAGUAGGCCUCCCCUCCGCGCGCAUGCGUCGUAGCGCCAGGAAGCAAAAGGCAGGCCUUUCUUUACCACCCUCGCCUCUCGCUCUUCGCUGCCUCCGAGACGACAACGCGGCCGCCGCCAUGCCGAAGCUGAGCAAAGAGUCCAAGCAGCGCCUGCAGCACUUGUUCAAGGGCGGGCAGUUUGCCAUCCGGUGGGGCUUCAUCCCGGUAGUACUAUAUCUAGGAUUUAAGAGAGGUGCAGAUCCUGGAAUGCCUGAGCCAACCGUUCUGAGUCUACUAUGGGGAUGAAGGAGUUAACCACAGCAUUAUGGAAGCCGGCUGCUGAGCAGGAAAAAAAGAUGGAGAUGCAUGCAUUCCAAAGGCUAGGAAAAACAACACUGAGCUAUGCCACUGGCAAGCAGACUUCCCUGACAACAUGGAAUAUGCUUACAACAUAAUGGAAUUUCCAUCUGUCUAAUUUAUUUGUGUUACACUUUCAUUUUUUCCCUUUAGAAUAAAUAUUUUGUCUGAAA